GACAUGAAAACAAGAAAGUGGAGCUUUUCACUUGAGGAUUAUAAGAGACUCAUGGAUGUCCUCAGUGGGAUAGCAGCAGUGGAGGUGGAGCCUCUGCCCAGGGCAAUAGUCCAGGCGUUCUCUGCCAGGUUUGACGGGACUGAAGCCAGGUCUUUAGACGUCCCUGAGGCAGACCUCUCCAGCAUCGACCCCUCGCUCACCUGCAGCCUUAUGCCCUUCCAGAGGGAGGGAGUCAAUUUUGCUGUGUCCAAACAAGGCCGCCUCCUUCUGGCUGAUGACAUGGGUCUGGGAAAAACGGUGCAGGCCAUCUGUAUAGCAGCCUACUACAGGAAUGAGUGGCCCUUGCUGGUCGUUGCUCCCUCGUCUGUGCGAUUCACCUGGGCCGAG
Plectropomus leopardus (leopard coralgrouper) is the source of this 387-nucleotide messenger RNA. NCBI's taxonomy places the organism in Eukaryota, Metazoa, Chordata, Actinopteri, Perciformes, Serranidae. The record is from RefSeq and is a predicted model, not a curated record.